ACCCCUCCGAUCACACCACCGCCAACAUCCUCAACUCCAUCAACACAACCUGGGUCACCUCCUCGCUCGCCAUCCCCAUCCUAACCUGCCACCUCCUGCAAGACCUCUACACGCACGCCGCGCAUCUCCCCGCCCUCACCUAAGAAGCAGACUCUGUCCCCCUCGACGACACCGCCGAGAUCGCCGCGCAGCUCGACAAGCUCCCCCUGCUCGAAGCAUUCGCCAUGGAGUCGAUGCGCACGAAAUGCUUCCAGGCGAACACGUGCCACCGCGUGGCGGUGAAGCCGUUCGAGUUCUCAGACGGGCACACAGCGCGCGUUGGCGAUGCCGUGGAGUUUAAUCAGCACGCAGUGCUGAGCGAUGCGGUGACGUAUCCUAAUCCGAAGGAAUUCGAUCCGGGGCGCUUUCUAAACAAGGGGAGGAGUGUUGUUGAUACUGGGAUUGGGUGGCCGUUCUGGGGCGUGCCGAGGAUGCUGUGCCCGGGUAGGUGGCAGGUUGCGAAUGUGACGAAGCUGGUGGCGGUGUAUUUGCUGGCGAAUUUUGAGUGCAGGGUGGAGGAUACGAGGGGGAUGAAUUUUGAGUGGAGGGAUGCGCUUGUGCCGAAUGCGAAGACAGUGCUGUUGAUGCAGGCUAGGCAGAAGGAGUAA
Messenger RNA from Trematosphaeria pertusa, 647 nucleotides. Its product is annotated as cytochrome P450. Lineage: Eukaryota; Fungi; Ascomycota; Dothideomycetes; Pleosporales; Trematosphaeriaceae. Gene Ontology annotation, molecular function: monooxygenase activity; oxidoreductase activity, acting on paired donors, with incorporation or reduction of molecular oxygen; iron ion binding. The transcript is spliced from 2 exons. Bases 225 to 647 code for a protein of 140 amino acids. The record is from RefSeq and is a predicted model, not a curated record.